Lecanosticta acicola is the source of this 1332-nucleotide messenger RNA. The record is from the annotation of a GenBank genome assembly. NCBI's taxonomy places the organism in Eukaryota, Fungi, Ascomycota, Dothideomycetes, Mycosphaerellales, Mycosphaerellaceae.
AUGUCUGCUCUUCUGCCCGGGGAUUUUGUCAUGAACGAGGAAAGCUAUACGCGAGAUGUCACGGUGGAAGACAUUCUCAGCCAUCGCAGUGGCCUUCCGUCGUAGGUACACGGAGCGUUCAGCGAAGAUUAGAAUGCUGACAGGGAGAGCAGUCAUGACAACUCAUACCUCUCUCCUCGCGCCACGCAUCCGGACACCGCUAAGACUGUGACACAAAAUCUGCGAAAUCUACCGCUGGCCGCGCCGAUCCGGACAAAGUACAUGUACUGCAACAUGAUGCUGACAGUGGCGACUCAUCUGAUAGAGGAAUUGACGUCGACUACGUUUGAGUCUUUCUUACACACCCGCGUAUUCUCCAAGCUGGGAAUGAAUUCCACUCACCUGCAACCGGGAGCAGCCAUCAAAGCCGGCCUGAAAGACAGAAUGUCAACACCAUAUGCAUGGGAUGAAAGGAGCAAGGCUUUCAUCGCUCUACCGUACGAGGAAGGACCCGAGAUGCAGGGUGCUGGCGGCAUUAUCACCUCCGUGAAUGAUUAUGCCCUCUGGAUACGUGAACUGAUCCACCACGAAGGCACCGUCAUCAGCGAAGAUCUCUACAACGGAAUCCUUCGGCCACGCAUUCUCGAGAAUCCAGAUGCAACGGAUGAGGAUUUGCCUCCGUUCAGCUCCUGGGAAGCGUACGCUACGGGCUUCGAGACAUAUUUCUACCGCGGAUACCGCAUAGUAAGGCACGACGGUCUGAUCGGCGGUUUCGGGACGACGCAUUUCUUCGUUCCGGCUAUCAAAUUCGGCGGAGCCAUCUUUGCAAAUUCUGGCGAGACGGGGAAUUCGGCGGCGGUUUUGCUAAUGAGGGAGCUUGUGGAUGAAGCUCUGGGUAUUCCCGAGGAUCAGCGAAGUGAUUGGAAAGGCUGGCAGGCCAAGACGGAUGAAGAGAGCGCCACUGAGCGCGAAGAAGAGCACAAGAAGUUGAGAGAAGAGCUCUGCCCGCCGGGUGAAGAGCGGCAGCCGCACAAGAUGCCUUUGAACGCUUACACCGGCUCGUACUUCAAUGCCGGCUACCACGGACUGGUCGUGCAAGUCCAGGGCGAAAAGCUCUUCAUCGACGCGAGCGACAGAUCAAUGGGUUUCACUCUGACCUUGGAGCAUAUGUGCAGUGGGAAAACAUUUCUUGCCCACCUCCAAGACGCCGCCGAUCCGACGGACACUGACCAGCUGAAGGCCGAAUUUCAAUGCGAAGGCGACAGAGCUCUGAAGAUGGGACUCCAUCUUGAAGCUGAUUUGGACGAUCUCAUCUGGUUCGACAGAGUGGACGCCAUGGGAUCUGAAUAUUGA